AAGCCCUCCCGGGCCCUCUCAGCGAGGUGCAUUUCUGACCAUUGGACCAUCACAGCGAGCUGUCUGGGUCGUCGGAUGGGCUAUUGGUGUGCCGUUGGUGCUUCCUGUCUCUGGGCCAGCAGGUCAGCGCUAGAUGAAAAAAAAUCUCCCCUCUUCUUUCCGAUUUGCCCUAACCCGUGCUCCAUUUCUUGCGAUUCACCGCCGCCGCCCAUCGCCUCCCUCCCCUCCGCUGCCGGUGACCUAGCCCGUGGUCUCCGGGCUCCCAGGCACCUCCCUCUGCGAUCCGCGUCUGCACUUCGAUGGAGGAGGAGCCCCGACCGGUUCGUCACCGCGGCCCGCCUCCGCCGCCGCAUGGAGGCACCCAUACCGGAGACGGAAUCUACCACCUCAGUGCUCUUCCGGACGACCUACUCCACCUCAUCCUCAGCCGCCUCGAUCACCACCGUGAUGCCGUCCGCACCUGCAUCCUCUCCCGCCGGGGCGUGAGCUCACGAGCGGCCUCAGUAUGGCUAGGUUCAGUAUACAGCAGAUAGAGAUCGAGUCUGUUCCAACGGCGAUCUGUGCGCUUGGGUUGGUACUCCGCGUCCUUGUAGCGCAGCGCCCCGCGUUCGGCGGAUUGCGAGUACUGGAGGUCUGUGUCCCUGAUGGAGAGGAUAUGUACGCAGACGACGUGUCGGAGGUCCUCUAUGCCGCUUCUGAGGUCUCGCCCGUGGAGAAGUUCCGCUUCAUCCUCCCGUGGAACGUAGAUCCGAAAUCAGAUAGUCCCGUGGUUCUACCUGGCUUCGAUCGGACCAUCUCAAUCGAGCUCGAUGUGUCUUACCUUGUUGUUGAGCAGCUGGCUGGGAGCUUCCCCGUGCUCGAGCGAUUGAUGCUCAAGGGCUUCUCGGUUGAUAUUGAGGACUUGGUCAGCCGCUGCCCUUGUCUGCGCGUGCUCAAGAUCAUCUCUCUUGAAUUCAGCAACAUCGUCAUUCACUCGGCGUCCCUGCAGGAACUCCAUAUUCUGAAUGAAGUGGAACCCUGGGCCUGCGCAUAUGAGAUAUACAGUAUUGAUAUCGCAGCCCCCGCACUGAAGCAUUUAAACCUUUCCGUCUACACCGACCGCAGCUGCAGCUUGUCCAUCUUGGCUCCAAUGGUGGAGCAGAUCUCGUGGGAGUGCAAGUACAACAUCAUGACAAUUGGGAUUGGCGAACUGUGGGAACUCAAGUGCCUGAGCUUAAAGACAGGGGAGGGUGCUGCCACCAAUGAUGUGGAUGGCACUUGUCUGUCGCUGCAUAUAUCCGCCUAUAAUACUUCACGUGCAAAUGAAGCAGAACACGCCUUUGAGGAGGAGAUACAAAACCUACCAGUUGGUGACCUAUAUACUUUGGAGCUACAUCUUUCCCUUGGGCAGACAGGGCAUGCUUGGACAUCCAUUGUGCUGUGUAUACUUGGAAUACAGUCUAUUCGUAUUGCUACCCAAAGGCUUAAGCUUGUUCUAAGGAGAUCUGAGGUUGAAGCAGCUUGCGCAGCAGAUUGUCCAUGCCAUGAGCCUAUGCAAAUUCCCUCCUUAGUCAAUCUUCAAGAAGUGGAAAUCAAAGGCUUCAGAGGAGAGGGCUACGAGUUCGAGUUCUUGCAAUCCGUAUCCUGGGCUGCACCAUUACUUGAAAAAACAACGGCCAUCAGGUCUGCAGGGAACUAGAUGAUGCAUCUUGGACAGAAGGAUUAAAUACUCAAAAUUCUGCUGUACUACUUAAACUCUGUUACGGAGCUUGAGAAACUGUUUUCAGUUUCUUCCUUUAUUUGACAGCCAUUAGUUUUGGUAAGGAUGUUGGGCACUUAUAUUUUGCAAUGGACCUGCAAGCCAGAACCUGGCAAUAAUCCGCUUGGCAUUGUCUGAUGACUGAGUUCAAUAGAUCUGGAGUAAAGAUUCUCAGUACACAGUUAUGCAUAUGCUGUAUUCUUCUCUAUGGUCAUUUGAGUAAAGUUUUGCAUGAUUUCUUUCUGAAAAUCAAAACACGGAUACACAUUCAAUCUUAAGAUUUGGGCUGGUCAUUGUUGUUGCAAGGCGUGUUAUGCAUUUGUUGUGUUCUUCUCUGGUCAAUUGAGUAUGCAUAUGUUGUGUUCUUCUCUUUGGUCAAAAAUUAUACUCCCUCCGUCCGGAAAAAGCUGUCCACGCUUAGUUCACUUUUAAUUUUGCAAAAACACCCUUCUGGUUUUUAAUCUCGUGCUAAUCCCCCUCCUCUGCUUCUUCUUCCUUCGCUCAUGGCUGGACCAAGCGGCCGUCUUCGCCGCCGUCGGCUGCCGUCGUAGAUGCAGCGGGCGACCGCCCCCACCUGCAUUGCUGCCCACCUGCGCCACCCUCAAGCUGUCCUCCCACCUACGGUUGCUCUGCUGCAGCGAAUCUGCCCCGCCGCACGGAGGCGAGCUGCGGCCGGUUCCUCGCUCCUGCGGCAACCUCAGUCGCUGUUCCUCCUCGUCGGGCUGGCAGGUUCCUCCUCCUCGUCUCCCUGGCCGGUUCCUCCUCCUCGUCGCCUUGGCCAGUUCCUCACGCUUGCGGCAACCCCAGCCCCAGCUGCCAACCCCGGUCGUCGCUCCCCUCCUAGACGCCGCUCCCCACUUCGUCUGAUCUUCCCAGGCGGUGAGACGACCACACGGACCUGCUUCUGCCGCCCGACCGCCACCUGAUGCUGCAGCUGUGGAUCGAGUCCACACCCAGCUGCUGCUUAUUCCUCUGUUGCCACUGUUGGCUGUAGGUACAGUACUCUGAACAUGUGCAAAUUACUGAAGAAAAUUGAAUUGCUGCUUGUGAUGCCUUGUGAUGAUCAUUAAUUCUUGCUGUUGAUGUCCUCCUGUUGAUGUUGUUGCUACUGAACAUGGAUAGAAGUUAAUUAACUAACCGUGCUGAGUUAGCUAGCACAAACUUUGUAACUGAUAUGAUUAUGGGCAUGUAAUUCUUCCCCUGCAAAAGUUUUUAAUGAAAUUUGAGAUUUUGAACUAA
Messenger RNA from Hordeum vulgare subsp. vulgare (domesticated barley), 2977 nucleotides. RefSeq lists its product as uncharacterized. The transcript has 4 exons. Lineage: Eukaryota; Viridiplantae; Streptophyta; Magnoliopsida; Poales; Poaceae. The record is from RefSeq and is a predicted model, not a curated record. The coding region runs from base 506 to 1678 and encodes 390 amino acids.